GGAAGCCCGUUGGUCAUGGACCCCAACAGCAUUUGCAGAAAGACCAAGCGCCUAGCGGGGAAGCAGGCCGAGCUGUGCCAGACGCAGCCAGAGAUCGUCAACGAGGUGGCCAAGGGUGCCAGGCUGGGUGUUCGGGAGUGCCAGUACCAGUUCAGAUACCGCCGGUGGAACUGCACCAGUCACAACAAAUACUUUGGCAAAAUACUGCAGCAAGACAUCCGGGAGACAGCAUUCGUCUACGCCAUCACGGCGGCAGGUGUGACCCAUGCCGUGACCCAGGCCUGCAGCAUGGGAGACCUCCUCCAGUGCGGCUGUGAGGCGACCAGGAGCAGAGCCCCCCCAAGGCCCCCCUCCUCUUCCUCCUCAGACGGGGUGAAGUGGGAGUGGGGUGGCUGCGGAGACGACGUGGAGUUUGGUUAUGAGAAGUCCAAACAAUUUAUGGACGCGAAGAGGAGACGGGGGAAGAGCGACAUCAGGGCAUUGAUUGACCUGCAUAACAACGAGGCUGGGCGGCUGGCUGUGAAGCUCUACAUGCGCACAGAGUGCAAGUGCCAUGGGCUGUCAGGCUCGUGCACGCUGCGCACGUGCUGGAAGAAGAUGCCCCACUUCCGCGAGGUGGGCGACCGCCUGCUGGAGCGCUUCAACGGCGCCUCCAAGGUGAUGGGCGGCAAUGACGGCAAGACGCUGAUCCCCGUGGGGCAGAACAUCAAGCCGCCGGACAAGCAGGACCUGAUCUACUCCGCCGAGUCGCCCGACUUCUGCCAGGCCAAUCGGAAGACCGGUUCGCUGGGGACACGGGGACGCAUGUGCAACAGCACGGCCAUGGACGUUAGUGGGUGUGACCUGCUGUGCUGCGAGCGGGGCUACCGGGAGGAGACGGUGGUGUUCGAGGAGAACUGCCUGUGCCGCUUCCACUGGUGCUGUGUUGUCCAGUGCAAAAAGUGCUCAGUCCGGAAAGAGCUUAGCCUCUGUCUCUGACUGAAGGGAGAUGAGGACGGUUGAGAGUCAUUGAAAAACAAAAUAGAACAAAAACGAUUGAUCAAGAGACUUUGGGUUGUUUGGGUUGUUUUUCUUUUUUAGGUUUGCUUCGGCCUGCA
Molecule: messenger RNA, 1097 nt
Organism: Lampris incognitus (smalleye Pacific opah)
Lineage: Eukaryota; Metazoa; Chordata; Actinopteri; Lampriformes; Lampridae
Gene: wnt6b
Product: wingless-type MMTV integration site family, member 6b
Exons: 3
Coding region: 16-978 (320 amino acids)
Biological process (GO): multicellular organism development; cell fate commitment; canonical Wnt signaling pathway
Cellular component (GO): extracellular region
Molecular function (GO): frizzled binding; cytokine activity
Source: RefSeq, a predicted model, not a curated record